Molecule: messenger RNA, 7889 nt
Organism: Choloepus didactylus (southern two-toed sloth)
Lineage: Eukaryota; Metazoa; Chordata; Mammalia; Pilosa; Megalonychidae
Gene: ARHGEF17
Product: Rho guanine nucleotide exchange factor 17
Biological process (GO): actin cytoskeleton organization
Molecular function (GO): protein binding; guanyl-nucleotide exchange factor activity
Source: RefSeq, a predicted model, not a curated record
GAGGAGCAAGCAGUCAAAGGGGAGGGAGUGGGAGCCGGAGCGGGAGCCGGAGCGGGAGCGCGAGGGCAGGACGGCGGGCGCAGAAUUGAAGAACCAAGUGCUAAGAUCCCGCCGAACCCGGACAGGCCGCGAUGCUCCGGGUCGCGCCGGCCAAGGCGGAGGCAGAGCUGGGGGUUCGGCACUAAGGCGGGAGGGGCCGCGCGGGAUGGGGCCCCUGCCUCCCGCGGCCGCAGAAACUUGAGCCGCAGCGGAUAAACCUCUGCUCGGGUCUCUGCGCCGCCUCCCCCAAAUCCCCGCGCGCUUCGGGUCCGGGGACCCAGGUCUUCCAACCGCGACCGCUGCGCUCCUUUGGGGUAGGGGUGCAGGGGGGGUUGGCCGCGGCUCCCCGAGGCCAGCCCCCCCGAGAGUGCUGCCACCAUGGCGAACGGGGCGCCACGGCCCCCGCUGUAUCGCAGCGUCUCUUUCAAGCUGCUGGAGCACUGGAGGCGGAGCCCGGGCCGAGGGAGGAGGCCCACGGACACCCCCGGGCUGCGCGCCGCGCCUCGUCCGGCGCAGCCGGCGUCCGGCCCCCCUCCCUCCCGCUCUGUCCAGCUGGCGUCGGGGGCCCCUGCCGCCUCCGCCUCAGCCCCUCUCUCGCCCGCACCUCUCCCCGUCGUGCGCCAGCUUUCCCGGCGCUUCGACUCGCCUCAUCUCGACAACGACCUCGCAGGGGCCCGGGACGGGGUCUCCCCGGGGACGACGGAAGAAGCGGCCGAGGGCGCCGCGCGCGGGGCCUGGCCCAGCGUCACCGAGAUGCGUAAGCUCUUCGGCGGUCCUGGCUCCCGGCGGCUCAGCGCCGACUCGGAAGCCCUGGGAACGACCAGCCCCGACGGUGCCGCGUGGGAGCCACCGGCACGGGAUCCCCGGCAGCCACCAACGCCGCCUCCUCGGACGUGCUUCCCCCUGGCGGGCCUGCGUUCCGCGCGGCCGCUGCCGGGGCCGGGGGCCGAGGGGAGGAGGCGGCGGCAGCAACAGGAGCGGGCGCAGCGUCCGGCGGAUGGUUUACAUUCUUGGCAUAGCUUCUCCCAACCGCAGGCCGGGGCCCGGGCCUCCUGCUCCUCCUCCUCCUCCAUCGCCUCCUCCUAUCCUGUCAGCCUCAACCGGGCUGCCAGCUCCAGCGACGAGGAAGAGGAGGGCCCGCCGCCGCCGCUCGGGGCGCGGAGUCCAGCCUACAACGGCGGCCACUCCUCGGGCAGUGAGGAGGACCAAGACGGUGAGGGCGGCCGCCGCUGGGGAGGGAGACUGGGGCCCAGACCUAGAAACUCACUCUUGGGCCGGGACUGCAGGCUGGACAGUGAUGGGUUAAGUCUAGGCAGUAUGAGCUCUGCAGGAGAAGCCAGGAUUUCUGAAUCCCCAACAACUCCAAGAGCCUGUAGAGAGGAGGAACCCCGGGAGUGGGGUACUGGCUCACUGCCCAGAGUCCCAAGUUCCCAGGAGGGGCUGCGACCCUUGUCAGACACUGUCGGGGGAGCUUUCCGAGUGGCCAAGGUGAGCUUUCCCACUUACCUGGCCAGCCCCGCGGGCUCCCGUGGCAGCAGCCGUUAUUCCAGCACAGAGACACUCAAGGAUGAGGAUCUGUGGUCUAGCCGGGGUUCUGGGAGCUGGGGUGUGUACCGUUCCCCCAGCUUGGGAACUGGAGAAGGGCUCCUCCUGCGGCCCCAAGCUCGAACCCGCUCCAAGGGAUCUGUGGGCCCCACGAGGGCACUGAGGGAUGGAGGAGUGGAGCUGGACAAGAGCCGACAGCGGAAAUCCCUGUCCAACCCAGAUAUUGCCUCAGAGACCCUGACCCUGCUUAAUUUCCUGCGCUCUGACCUUUCGGAGCUGAGGGUCCACAAACCUGGCCGGCUUCCGGGGGACCCUGAGAGCAGUCCCCUGGAUGGCAGAGACUCACCACCAGCUGGUAGCCCCAGGGGGCAACUCGGGCCCGUGCCCACCCCAGCCCCAGCAUCACCCAGCACCCGCCCCACACUCAAGGAUUUGACAGCCACCCUGCGGAGGGCAAAGUCGUUUACCUGCUCUGAAAAGCCAGUGGCCCGCCGCCUGCCCCGCACUGGUGCCCUGAAGCCCAGCUCCUCCGAGCUCCUCCUGGCAGGCCCUGACACCGAGGAGGAUCCACUGCCCCUCAUCGUCCAGGAUCAGUAUGUGCAGGAGGCCCGUCAGGUUUUUGAGAAGAUCCAGCGUAUGGGUGCCCAGCAGGACGAUGGAAGUGAUGCCUCCCCUGGGAGCCCUGACUGGGCAGGGAACAUGCCCCAGGGACAGAGGUCCCAGGAGGAGCUUUCAGGCCCUGAAUCCAGCCUGACUGAUGAGGGCAUUGGGGCGGACCCUGAGCCUCCCGUCCCAGCCUUCUGCAGCCUGGGUCCUGCAGCAGUGUGGCGACCACUUUCCUCACCCUCAGCCCAGACCAACCACCAUAGCUCUGGGGCUGAGGAUAGUCUGGGCAGGUGGGCCAUCGUGUCCCCAGAAACCCCUUCCACACCAGGUACCCUCCGCCGGCGACGCAAAGUCCCCCCUACAGGCCCUGGGGGUACUGAACUGAGCAAUGGUGAGGCGAGUGAGGCCUACAGGUCUCUGAGUGACCCCAUUCCACAGCGCCACCGGCCUGCCACCUCUGAGGAGCAGUCUGGGUUCUCUGUGGACAGCAACCUCUUGGGCUCAUUGAGCUCCAAGACUGGACUUCCAGGGAUCCCACCUGUGGAUGAGGGCCUGACAGGCAGCCACAGUGACUGGUCUGUGGGUAGUGAAGAGAGCAAAGGAUACCAGGAGGUUAUUCAGAGCAUCGUGCAGGGGCCUGGUGCAUUGGGGUGCAUGGUAGAUGACAGGGCUGCCAGCAAAGCCCCCAAGAAGAAAUCUCUGAGUGAUCCCAGCCGCCGUGGGGAGCUGGCUGGGCCUGGAUUUGAGGGCCCUGGAGGAGAGCCUAUCCGAGAGGUUGAGCCCCUGCUGCCUCCGUCCAGCAGUGAGCCCAUCCUUGUAGAACCACAGGCAGAGCCAGAGGAGCCCAGUCUUGCCAGGGGCCGGACACAGUCUGAGAGAGUCCUACCUGAGGCCCUGCCAAGCGCCUCCGCCUCUCACCGUGACUUCCACCUGGACCCCAAGCUAGCCAGUGUUCUGUCCCCACGGCUCCUCCGCCGCGGCUCUAAGAAACGCCCAGCCCGGAGCAGUCACCAGGAGCUGCAGAGAGAGGAGGUCACUCAGGACCAGACUGGCCUGUCUCGGGCCCGGCCCUCCUCCAAACAUGUUCGCCAUGCCAGUGUGCCAGCCACCUUCACGCCUAUCGUGGUGCCUGAGCCGCCAACUUCCAUCGGCCCCCCUGUGGCUGUGCCAGAGCCCGUGGGCUUCCCUGCCCGAGCCCACCCCACAUUACAGGUGCCAUCGCUUGAGGACGUCACCAAGCAAUACAUGCUUACCCUCCACUCGGGUGAGGUCCCUGCCCCAGUGCCUGUGGACAUGCCCUGCUUGGCUCCGACUGCACCACCCUCUGCAGAGGCCAAGCCCCCCGAAGCUGCCCCAGCCAGCAAGUGCUGCAGCAAGCCACAGGUGGACAUGCGGAAGCACGUGACCAUGACCCUGCUGGACACGGAGCAGUCAUAUGUGGAGUCUCUGCGCACUCUGAUGCAGGGCUAUAUGCAGCCGCUGAAGCAGCCAGAGAACUCCGUGCUGUGUGACCCGUCGCUGGUAGAUGAGAUCUUUGACCAGAUCCCCGAGCUCCUGGAGCACCAUGAGCAGUUCCUGGAGCAGGUGCGGCACUGCGUGCAGACCUGGCACUCACAGCAGAAGGUGGGCGACCUGCUCAUCCAGUCGUUCUCCAAGGAUGUCCUGGUAAACAUCUAUUCUGCCUAUAUCGAUAACUUCCUCAACGCAAAGGAUGCCGUGCGUGUGGCUAAGGAGGCGAGGCCUGCCUUCCUCAAGUUCCUAGAGCAAAGCAUGCGUGAGAACAAGGAGAAGCAAGCACUGUCUGACCUCAUGAUCAAGCCUGUGCAGCGGAUCCCACGCUAUGAGCUUCUGGUGAAGGACCUCCUGAAGCACACACCCGAGGACCACCCGGACCACCCACUCCUCUUGGACGCACAGCGGAACAUCAAGCAAGUGGCCGAACGCAUCAACAAGGGUGUGCGGAACGCCGAGGAGGCGGAGCGGCACGCCCGCGUGCUGCAGGAGAUCGAGGCGCACAUCGAGGGCAUGGAGGAUCUCCAGGCCCCUCUGCGGCGGUUCCUGAGGCAGGAGAUGGUCAUUGAAGUGAAGGCUGUUGGUGGCAAGAAGGACCGGUCCCUCUUCCUGUUCACGGACCUCGUCAUCUGCACCACCCUGAAGCGGAAGUCGGGCUCCCUGCGGCGCAGCUCCAUGAGCCUGUACACGGCGGCCAGCGUCAUUGACACGGCCAGCAAGUACAAGCUGCUGUGGAAGCUGCCGCUGGAGGACGCGGACAUCAUCAAAGGGGCCUCCCCAGCCACCAAUCGGGAGAGUAUCCAGAAGGCCAUCAGCCGCCUGGAUGAGGACCUGACCACCCUGGGCCAAAUGAGCAAGCUCUCGGAGAGCCUGGGCUUCCCCCACCAGAGCCUGGAUGAGGCGCUGCGGGACCUCUCGGCCGCCAUGCACCGGGACCUGUCCGAGAAGCAGGCGCUGUGCUACGCGCUUUCCUUCCCGCCCACCAAACUGGAGCUGUGUACCACGCGGCCCGAGGGCACCGACUCCUUCAUCUUCGAGUUCCCCCACCCUGAUGCCCGCCUCGGCUUCGAGCAGGCCUUUGAUGAGGCCAAGAGGAAGCUGGCGUCCAGCAAAAGCUGUCUAGACCCUGAGUUCCUGAAGGCCAUCCCCAUCAUGAAAACCCGCAGUGGCAUGCAGUUCUCUUGCGCAGCCCCUACCCUGAGCAGCUGCCCCGAGCCCAUGCCAGAGGUGUGGGUGUGCAACAGCGACGGCUACGUGGGCCAGGUGUGCCUACUGAGCCUGCGAGCUGAGCCAGAUGUGGAGGCCUGCAUUGCCGUCUGCUCGGCCCGCAUCCUCUGCAUCGGAUCUGUGCCUGGCCUGCAGCGCCGUUGCCAUCGGGAGCCCCCUCCAUUGCUGAGGAGCACCCCAGAGAUGGCACAGGAGCCUGCCGUGCCGGAGAUGGAUGCCGAGGCCACUGCGGAUGAGGAAGCAGCUACACUGGCAGAGCCAGGACCCCAGCCCUGCCUGCACAUCUCCAUUGCAGGCUCAGGCCUGGAGAUGAGGCCAGGCCCCACUGAGGGUGACCCCCAGCCUGAGUUGGUGCCCUUUGACAGUGAUUCAGAUGACGAGUCUUCACCCAGCCCGUCGGGGACCCUGCACAGCCAGGCCAGUCGGUCCACCAUCUCUUCUAGCUUCGGCAAUGAGGAGACCCCAAGCUCCAAGGAGGCCAUGGUGGAGAUGACCAGCUCAGAGGAGGAGCAGGAGCCUGGCUUCCUGCCUCUGUCCGGCUCCUUUGGGACUGGCGGUCCCUGUGACACAAGCCCCAUGGACGGCCGAGCCCUUCGCCGCUCCAGCCGCGGCUCCUUCACCCGGGGCAGCCUCGAAGACCUGCUGAGCGUCGACCCCGAGGCCUACCAGAGCUCCAUGUGGCUGGGCACUGAGGAUGGCUGUGUCCACGUGUACCAGUCCUCCGAUAGCAUCCGGGAUCGCAGGAACAGCUUGAAGCUCCAGCACACAGCCUCUGUGACCUGCAUCCUGUAUCUGAAUAACCAAGUGUUUGUAUCUUUGGCCAAUGGAGAGCUUGUGGUCUACCGAAGGGAAGCAGGCCAUUUCUGGGACCCCCAGAACUUCAAGUCGGUGACCCUGGGAGCUCAAGGGAGCCCUGUCACCAAGAUGGUGUCAGUGGGCGGGCGGCUAUGGUGCGGCUGCCAGAACCGAGUCCUCAUCCUGAGCCCCGACACGCUGCAGCUGGAGCACACAUUUUACCUGGGGCAGGAUUCCAGCCGCAGCGUGGCUUGCAUGGUGGACUCCAGCCUGGGCGUGUGGGUGACAUUGAAAGGCAGUGCCCACGUGUGUCUCUACCAUCCAGACACCUUUGAGCAGCUGGCAGAGGUAGACGUCACACCUCCCGUGCACAGGAUGCUGGCAGGCUCGGACGCCAUCAUCCGGCAGCACAAAGCUGCCUGCCUGCGGAUCACGGCCCUGCUGGUGUGUGAGGAGCUGCUGUGGGUGGGCACCAGUGCUGGCGUCGUGCUCACCAUGCCCACCUCACCCAGCACCGUCAGCUGCCCCCGGGCGCCCCUCAGCCCUGCGGGCCUAGGCCAGGGACACACCGGCCACGUCCGCUUCCUGGCCGCAGUCCAGCUGCCAGACGGCUUCAACCUGCUGUGCCCAACCCCACCACCUCCACCAGACACAGGCCCCGAGAAACUGCCAUCCCUGGAGCACCGGGACUCCCCCCGGCACCGAGGGCCCACCUCGGCCAGGCCUAAGAUGCUGGUUAUCAGCGGUGGCGAUGGCUACGAGGACUUCCGACUCAGCAGCGGGGGUGGCAGCAGCAGUGAGACCGUGGGCCGGGAUGACAGCACAAACCACCUCCUCCUGUGGAGGGUGUGAACCUGUCCCCCGUGGCCGAGGACUCGCCUGCCCACCUGCCCGCAGCCUGCUUGCGUCUUCCUCGCCCACACGCAGGUUUGACAGGAGUGUCCGACCCGGGGUACACAUGUGCCUGUGUGGGCUCCCUCCCAUCUGUGUGGAAACAUUCCUGCUGGAACACCCACUGGCCGGCUGGGCCAAGGCCUUUCCCGACCCUCCGGCCACUCUGGUGCUCCCUGCCACAACGGUGGGGCGCGCAGGCUGCCCGGGGCCUCUGACCCUGGAGCUUCUACCAAAGACACGGCUGGGCCUGGACCCCAGGGGGCUGGGAAGGGCCAUGUGCAAUAUUCGGAAGGCUUCUGGGGGCAGCAGGAGGGCUGGGGGACGGAAUCCCUUCCCAUGUACAGUAUUUAUGUUCCUUUUUAGUUGUGUACCUUCCUAAGCACUUAUUUAUGCAAUGGCCUGGGGCAGGGGGUGAUUUGAGGAAAUGACAGGAGGGGAUAAAAACCAUUUCCUGCCCUGGUGGGCCAUCCUGGGAUCCUACCCAAGCCUUCCUGGAGGUACCAAUGCCCCCUUCCCCCAGUUACAUACAUACACACUGCAUGUUCAGGGCACAAAAACACUGCCCCUCAACAUACACUUUCCAAGGCCCCAUCCCAUUACCCGGCACCAAGGACAAGUCCCCUCAGUUACCCAGAACCUGAUGACUGCUGUGGGCCGUGACUCCCCGAUGGUGUCCUCCCCAGCUCUUGGCAUUUCCGAGCUUGUUGGCAGUGCCUUUAGCAGUUUCCUAAUUUGGAAACGCUGAUGGGGCCUUGGACAUAGCUCUUGCCUGACUUUACCAGGGAAGAGAAAAGGACCCUCUCACUCUCCUUGCAGUGCCCCCCCACCCCUCAGCCCCCUGCCUCCCUGUGUCUCAUGCACUGGCACAUACGGUCACCUUGGGGACAGACCUAGGAGCCCCCUCACUUUGACCACUGAAUUCCCCUCUUCAUACCCCCUUCCACCAGGGGCAGCCCGUUUAGGAAGGACCCCCAAAGCUGAGGGGCUGGACGUACUCUCUUUAAGUGGGAAGGGUCCCUCUUGAGGGCAGCCUCUCCCUCUCCCCCCAGACUGCAGGGUGCCAGCCUGAUCCUCAGUCCCCUCGCUUCUCCAGCUACAACUCCAAAGGUCUGGUUUCAGAUGGGGCUUCUUUUGUUCUGUUUGGUUUGGGUUUUGUUUGGGGUAGGUGGGUCCUUGGGGUCUUAGAUUAUGUUUUUCUUGCUACCAAACAAUCGUGUAUUAACUUUCCUUGGAUUAUGAAGUUUAAAGAGUCAAUAAAUAGAAACAUCAAA